This is a messenger RNA of Dothidotthia symphoricarpi CBS 119687, 1497 nucleotides long. RefSeq lists its product as uncharacterized. The transcript is spliced from 4 exons. The record is from RefSeq and is a predicted model, not a curated record. Gene Ontology annotation, molecular function: ubiquitin conjugating enzyme activity. The annotation marks the transcript as partial. Lineage: Eukaryota; Fungi; Ascomycota; Dothideomycetes; Pleosporales; Dothidotthiaceae.
ACAUUCACCACAUACAGCGACUUCGCGUCCUACCUCGCGGGCCGAAAAUGCUCCACGUGCAGCACGUCCUUUAUCCAGAGCUCAACGGACGUCGACGUGCUGUUCAAGGGGUGGCUGUCUGGAAAAACGCCCAUAACCCCCCGCAUAACAUGCCGAAAGUGCACCCAAAUCACAUGCAUCGCCUGUCCCGGAAGCAGCACGACGACAGAAAAAGACGUCGAGGGGAGUAAAGUGGGGUGGUGCUGUAGCCGCGGCCGGUUAUUCGUAAUCUGGGUGCUAUUGUGUGGGUUUGACGCGCAGUACAGCGCUGCGAAGCGGGCGGAGAGUCAGAGUGCGAGGAAGAAUUGCGGGCGGCGGAUUGCGGCGGGGAGUGGGGUGGGGUAUGAUGGGUUUGAUUUGGAGAGCCUUUUCCAGGGGUCGGGUAUGUUUGGUCGUGCUAAUGGUGUGAAGAAAGGCGAUGCGGGACGGGACCGGGCGGAGAGCGCAGAGGCGAAGAGCGAUGAGUUUUAUCGCAUGGUGUUUUCGCUGCUGGGGGUGCUGCUUCCGUCGCCCGACGAUGGGACUGCGUUCGAUGUUAGCCCGCCGGAGGCUGUGGUGGAUAUGUUGCUGCAUAGUAGGGUGCUGGGGAAGGCGGCGGAACUGCUAAGGAAUGAUUCCCUGGAUAAUGCGACGAAGCGGAAGGGUUUGUAUUCUGCGCUUCUGGCGUUUCUGCGCACGAUUGGUGCGCAUGGGGGGGUGGCGGGGAGGGCGAUGUUUGCGGAGCGCAGUGUGCGCGAGGAGAAUCUUCUUACGCUGAGCUUUUCCGGUGGGGGUGGGAGUUCCGGGGAGAGGGCGUCGUCGCUGGCGGAUGGUCUGCGGAAACUUAACAUCCAGAGCAAUAUGAUGUUGAAGGGGGCGCAGAACAAUAAGCACGAGUUUCAGAAUCAGCACGCGGCGGAUAUGCUCUGGUUGUGUCGCCAGAUCUCGGAUCUCUCGGGUUAUCUGCUUGGGGGCGAGGGGCUGAAGGAUAUUCUUCCGACGUAUUACUAUGCGAGGGAGGCGAGGGGUUUGCGUCAGUCGCCGUUUGGACGCAUACCGAGGCUGAUUACGGAGAUUACGAGUCUGAUGACGGGACUUUCGGCUGGCAUCUUUGUCAAGCAUGGGUCGGAUAGGUUGGAUAUUAUGAAAUAUUCUUCUAACCCUUACAACAUAGUAUGUCUCAGUCUACUUGGAACAUUUUCCGGCGAACCGUGGCACCCAGGUCAAUCCACGAUCCUGCAAGUCCUCGUUAGCAUUCAAGCCAUGAUACUGUGCGCCGACCCUCUGAAUAACGAGCCCGGGAUUGGGAUGGAUCGCUCUAGCAUCGAGUCCUAUACUAAGAUGGUCCGCGGGCUGACAACCAAAUACGCCGUGCUGGCAUGGGCCAAGAGCCCUCCCACGCUGUGGGCGGACGUGGUGAACUCGCAUUUCAGAAAGAAAGCGGAUCGUAUUCUACAGACUGUUGAUCAGUGGGCGCAA